Momordica charantia (bitter melon) is the source of this 2504-nucleotide messenger RNA. Its product is annotated as ENTH/VHS protein. The record is from RefSeq and is a predicted model, not a curated record. Gene Ontology annotation, molecular function: RNA polymerase II complex binding. Gene Ontology annotation, biological process: response to UV; transcription-coupled nucleotide-excision repair. Gene Ontology annotation, cellular component: chromosome. Lineage: Eukaryota; Viridiplantae; Streptophyta; Magnoliopsida; Cucurbitales; Cucurbitaceae.
UUAGGUGCAUUCGCAAAACCAAUUUUCCUUCUUCUCUCUUUCAAGUUCCAAGCCCUCGCCCGUGGCCAUGGAUGAACCUGAACCUGAACCUGAGCCUGAGCCUGAACCAUUUCGAUUCGAACAAAAUCUCUUCACAAAAUGGACGAUGAAAUUGAAGGACCAACGCGACAUGAUUUCUGAUCCAUCUUCUUCUGAAUUGUAAUCUGAUUGUUCAACGCCACAAAAUUCUCGUUCCUUUCUCGCCGUUGGAUCGGGAUCACAGGGUGGCGGUGGCGCCGAGACAGUGGAGGAGUAGUUAUAUUAUAUAUUGCGGCCUUUGGAAAAUUAGGGCGAUGUCUGUGUUUGACCAAUGACCAUGGCGGAAGAGCGAGGAGAAGGAGCCAGAGUUAGGGUUUUGAUCGACAAGGCUACCAACUCUACGGAUUCGGAGGUCCAUCCUCGCCUCCUCAAGGCCAUCAAAUCGGUUGUACGGUGCUCCGAUUCAGAGCUCCGAGUCGCUGCCCAAACUCUCAUGGACCUUAUGAAACGCGACCAUUCUCAGGUCCGCUAUCUCGCACUUCUGAUAAUUGAUGAACUCUUCAUGAGGUCAAAGCUUUUCAGAUCCAUUGUUGUUGAGAAAUUGGAUCAGCUGUUGACAUUAAGUGUUGGAUUCAGAAGAAAUGUGCCACUUCCUGCACCACCAGCUGUUGCAUCUACGUUGCGUUCAAAGGCCAUCGAGUUCUUAGAGAAAUGGAAUGAUUCUUUCGGUAUUUAUCACAGACAGCUUAGAUUAGGUUACGACUACCUGAGGAACACUCUUCGGUUUAAAUUUCCUAAUAUACAGGCAAACGCAGCACGGCGGCAGCAAGAGAGGAUGGAAAGAGAAAGAAGGUCGAAAGAGAUAUUGCUAAGCAAGUUUGAAGUGUUGAAAGGAAACUUUUCUUCUAUCAAGGAAGAAAUUCAAUCAACUUUAGACGAGAUCAAAGAGUGUUUGGAUAUUGUCCAUUCUAAAGAGGAUUCCAGAGCCAUGAUCCCUUUGGAUGAUGAUGACACUACAGAAGAGUUUCGAUUGUCCGAGUUGAGACAAAUUCGUCUUGAUGCACUGAAAGAAGGGGAAAAGGUUCAUGAGAAUCAUGAUAACAAAGUGAUUUUUGAUGCAUUAAGGGAGCUUUACAAGCUUAUGUCAAAACAUCUGGUUUCCAUCCAAGAGUGGAUCUCUGUUCUUGUUAGGGUUGACUCAACAGAGGUAAGAUUCAGGGACUCAGCCUUAAGGGAGUUCAUCGAUAUACGAAAUAGUCUACGUGCAGUGAAAAAGAGAUGUGAAGAGUCCGGUUUUACUUUUACUGAAAGCGCGAAUCAUGAUGACAAAGACGAAGAUUUCUGGGAAGAGGGUAAGGUGGAAGCAAUGGAGACUGGAGGUUCCUUUAUAUCCGAAAGGAAAAUGGAAGAUCUUGCUGUGGCUUCAACAUCCGGUGUGAUUAAAAACGCUGAAACUGAAAUGAGUAGUGAGGCACAUGUUGGCAAUGUGGUGCAGAAUAGUGAAGUUGGUAGUAAUGAUUCAACCUCAUCCCUGAGGAAUAAGCUUUUAGCUGAAGCUCCAGUUAUCGAAUGGGGCACUUUCUUAAAUACCUGGGAUUCGAAUAGGGAUAUUCUGGCUAACCAGCGAGGAUUAGAGCUUGAAAGUCACUGGGGUCGGGUAGACUAUGAUGCAACUAUUCCAGCAGAGAAAAUUGCAGAACUGAAUGUUCGGGCUUCACUUUACAAGGAAGACCAACCCGAAAUCCAACCAUGUCGUACUCCUUUAAGUAAAGGAGGACUUUGUCAGAGAAGAGAUCUCAGAGUAUGCCCAUUUCAUGGACCUAUUGUGCCUCGUGAUGAUGAAGGACGACCACUGGACCUGGGCAGUUCAUCGAAUGAGACGACUCCUGAUCUUGGGACUGGAUUUGUUGACAAAUUAGCAAGACAGGCUGUGAAAAACGUGCGUGCCAGAGAUGAAGAGGCAGCAAAGAAGAGGAAACAUGACAAACAAACACAGAAGCGUGCCAAACUUGCAAAAAUUCGCGAGCACAAUGAAGCUGUUUUGCGCGAUGCUGCAGUGGCAUCGACAUCAAGAUCUUCUGCUGUGGGCGAGCACAUGGAAACAGCUGGUGAGGAGACCGGAUCAGCUCGAAGCAAGAAGAAAACGCUUGCGUCGAUGCUGCGUAAGAAAGCAUCAACAAAGGAUAGGUUAUCGCAGAGGCUGUUAGGCUCAAGAUCCAGGGAUUCAACUCAGAAGCAGCUGAAACUGAAUGAAGAUGCAAGCUACAGAGAAGCUUUCCCAAAUCAGUGGUAAAUUAUCUUUCCAUAAUUUGUGGGUAAGUUUUAGAGGAUUGGUUGUCCGUAGAUGAAAUCUUUUAUUAGAGAGAAUUUAUUUUUUAUUUAUAUUUUUAUUGAUGGAGCAUCUGUGUAAAGCAAAUGAAAUAAAGUAGAAUAAUCUUUUUUUUUUUUUAAUCUUUUGAUACUAAUAAAGGAGAAUAGUUUAAUGA